This is a messenger RNA of Saimiri boliviensis boliviensis (Bolivian squirrel monkey), 2958 nucleotides long. RefSeq names its product partner of NOB1 homolog (gene PNO1). Gene Ontology annotation, cellular component: nucleus. The record is from RefSeq and is a predicted model, not a curated record. Lineage: Eukaryota; Metazoa; Chordata; Mammalia; Primates; Cebidae. Gene Ontology annotation, molecular function: RNA binding.
GGAAAGGGGCGGAGCUGCGGGGGUGGUUGGUGGAGGCUGGCUCCUGCGCAGUGUAGCAGCGCACGUGUUUCAGUCGGAAGUGCUUUAAGAAUCCCAGGGUUGGAAUCCGAAAUGGAAGCGCAGAGCGCCGUGGCAGAGGAGGGCUUUACCCAGGUCACCCGCAAGGGUGGCCGGCGGGCGAAGAAACGGCAGGCUGAACAGCUGUCCGCAGCGGGAGAGGGCGGGGAUGCAGGCCGUAUGGACACAGAAGAGGCCAGGCCGGCGAAGAGGCCCGUCUUCCCGCCCCUCUGCGGCGAUGGGCUCCUGAGUGGGAAAGAAGAAACAAGGAGAAUUCCAGUCCCAGCUAACAGAUACACACCAUUAAAAGAAAACUGGAUGAAGAUAUUUACUCCUAUUGUGGAACAUUUGGGACUUCAGAUACGCUUUAACUUGAAAUCAAGGAAUGUAGAAAUCAGGACUUGUAAAGAAACCAAGGAUGUUAGCGCUCUGACAAAAGCAGCUGAUUUUGUGAAAGCCUUUAUUCUUGGCUUUCAGGUGGAGGAUGCACUUGCCCUCAUAAGGUUGGAUGACCUCUUCCUAGAGUCUUUUGAAAUUACAGAUGUUAAACCCUUAAAGGGAGACCAUCUAUCCAGGGCAAUAGGAAGAAUUGCUGGCAAAGGAGGAAAAACCAAAUUCACCAUAGAGAAUGUGACACGGACGCGGAUAGUUUUGGCUGAUGUGAAAGUUCACAUCCUUGGCUCCUUCCAAAACAUCAAGAUGGCAAGAACUGCCAUUUGCAACCUAAUAUUGGGUAAUCCUCCUUCCAAGGUUUAUGGCAAUAUUCGAGCUGUGGCUAGCAGAUCAGCAGAUCGAUUCUGAUUUCAAGUCAGAGACUUUUUAUCUAGCCUUUGGACUCUGGAGAAAAAUACUUUACAAGUGGUCACAAGACACCGUCUGAAGAAUUGCAGUCAUUUGAAGCCUCCAUCCUUUCUUCCGUCCUCAGCCAGAAGCAUAAACAGAAAAGAAAGGUUUAAGCGUAUUCACACUGAAUAGGUUUUAGGAUAAUUUAAAUAUCAAAAAUUGAUUCUAUUAUUAUACCUACACAUUAGAUAUAAUUUAUCAUUUCUUUGAAAUCACAUGUAGCAGAUUGAAUAGUUUAUAAUCCUCUUGGAAACUUCUUGUUUAAACAGCUCUAUGUGAAUUUAUACUUUUAUAAAUUCGUAACUUCAUAAAAAUUUAUAAACAUUUCUUCUUUAUAAAUUGUAAUUUAAUAGAUUAUCUUAGAAAAACCUCUUUGAAUGAUGGCCCCUCCUUAAUACAGGGUGAUAUGAGUAAUUUUUUGUUGGGGGGACAGGGUCUCACUCACUUUCUCACCCAGUCUGGAGUGCAGUGAUGCAAUCUUAGCUCACAGCAACCUCUACCCUGUGGGUUCAGGUGAUCCUCCUACCUCAGCCUCCCUAGUAGCUGGGACUACAGGCAUUCACCACCACACCCAGCUAAUUUUUUGUAGAGAUAGGGUUUCACAUGUUGGCCAGGCUGUUCUCGAACUUCUGACCUUAAGGCGUCCCUGCCUCAGCCUCCCAAAGUGCUGGGAUUACAGGCAUGAGCCACCGUGCCCAGCCUUGAUUUGUGAAUAUUUGAGAGGUCAUAAGCAGUUGUUUUGCCUGUAUUAUACUGUAUGAGUAAGUAAGAGCUCAUCUUGGAACCUGUUUUGCAGUUUUAAAAACUGAACGAUAUCACAGGGUUGAUGUGAAUAAUGUUUUAUUUUUAAAAUGAGCAUUUAAAGUAUACAUAACCAAUGUUAGAUAUACAGAUGCUUCUCAACUUACGAUGGGUUUAUGUCCAGAUAAGCCCACUGUGAGUUGAAAAUACCAAAAGUUGAACAUCAUAGCUUAGCCUACCCUAAAAGUGCUCUGAACACUACAUUAGCCUACAGUUGGGCAAAAUUGUCUAAUACAAAGCCUAUUUAUAAUAUUGUUGAGUAUCUCAUGUAAUUUUUGAAGAUUACACUGAAAGUGAAAAACAGAAUGGUUGUGUUGGUACUUGGAGUAUGGCUUCCACUGAAUAAUUCUAAAAUUGAAAAAUAAGUUAGAACCAUCCUAAGUCUGUUUCCUCUAAGUAGUAAAGGUGAAAUGAUAAAAGAAUGUUUUUCUCACCCAAAAAAACUUAUGUUCCAUAAAUGCAGAUUAGCUCAUUUCUGCCUGUUUAAAUAGUAUAUGAUUAUUUUAUGCAUUGUAAAAUGGAAGCGACUUAAUUAAACAUGACUUUGAUAAUUCUCGUUUAUCUCUAAAACCCUUGAUGAAAACAUGUAAACUUCGGUGAUGGGGGUAUUAGAAAGUUCACGUAAGAACUAAAACAUUGUUAAGCUUGUUUCCUUUGUAUCAGCUAAAUGUGCCACUGUUUAAUAAGAUAGUUUGUACAGUGCAUGGGAAAUUUGUUCAUUUAUGCUUCUUUUGCAAAAUACUUGAGAAUCUAACUGAAAAUUGCUGAAUAUGUCCCACCUCAAAUUAUUAUUUUUUAUCCUUUGGCAACACCAGCAUGGAGCAAGGAUGUGUACAGUGAUAUCAGAUCCCUUUACUCAUACCUUUUUGUAAAAGACAAAUACUUGGGACUUUUUUAUUCUGAGUCUGUACAGUUUCCAGAGAUACUUGCCUACCUUCAUCCUUCACCCAGGAAGUUAUAUUCAAAAUUGUGACUACUUAGUAUACUUUCCUGGGGAAUGGGUCCAUGCCUUCAAUCAGGUUUUCCAAGCAGUUGGACUGCAUUGAACCAUUGCUAGGUAACCAUAAAUGUUUUGAAUCAACUUUCAAGGAACAGAGGCAGGAACUUAAAAGCAUUUCAAUUGGGAAAAUACAGGUUCUCUGUAUUAAAAGGAAACAUUUUGGUAUUGUCCAAAUUACUUCCUUUAUCCUUUAUUACUUCUUGUGUAAUUACAACUGUAAUACAAGGGAGCAAAUAUAUUUUCCUAGCAGCUGCUAA